Molecule: messenger RNA, 450 nt
Organism: Spirometra erinaceieuropaei
Lineage: Eukaryota; Metazoa; Platyhelminthes; Cestoda; Diphyllobothriidea; Diphyllobothriidae
Source: the annotation of a GenBank genome assembly
AUGCGUAUCCACGAGAGCGGAACUGACCGCAGCCCCGACACACCUAGCACACCCAGCACACCCAUCAUGCCUAGUCCCGUCCACACUCCGCCACCCAGCGCACAUACCGUCACCAGCUCCAUCACACUCAGUACAUCUUGUACAUCCACUAUGCUCAGCCCAACCCACACCCUGUCGCCCAGCGAGUCCACCACUAGCUCCAACAUCUCCAUCACCGAAGCUGAUACUGACACCGCCGACUUCUCGUUUCUACACUGUCCCCGUACAUUCACCUCACGUGCCGGCCCGGUCGGUCAAAUGCGAAUCCGCCGCACAGAGACUGUCGAACUAGUGUCUGGAACAUCAGCCUACACUCGCCGCAUCCGCCUCCACAGUCCACCCUGCACGAACACAUUUAUUCACCGCAUGGGUCUAUUAGGCCACAUGCGCGUCCACGAAAACCCGCGGUAG